Notolabrus celidotus (New Zealand spotty) is the source of this 755-nucleotide messenger RNA. RefSeq names its product DNA-directed RNA polymerase II subunit RPB1-like. The coding region runs from base 96 to 755 and encodes 219 amino acids. The record is from RefSeq and is a predicted model, not a curated record. NCBI's taxonomy places the organism in Eukaryota, Metazoa, Chordata, Actinopteri, Labriformes, Labridae. The transcript is spliced from 6 exons.
GCUACUCGGGAGCUAAGCUGGGGCCGGGAGCUAGAUGUCAAAGAAGAGGUACGCUCCGAAAGAACGGCGAAAAAUACCGGCGAAAAGAGUUCAAGAUGUCUGGAAAGUCACAUAAGGCCAUGGAUGAUGCCCACUGGCACAAACGCCUGCAAAAGUUUGCAGACACCGGUGUUUGGUCUUCCGGUGAGGGCAACAGACCCGCACCCCGCCAGAAAAAGUGGCACAGCUACUAUCAAAUGAUAGAGAAGUGCCCUCUCCAGUUGAGAGGACAGGCUACCCUUGUUCAAGGACCUCAGAGCUGUUCUUGUGGCUUUCACAAGGCAAGGGAGCAUGCUAGGGCUUUAUCAUCUGGGGGUGUGCAACCUCAAUCCAGUCAGUCCACAGCAGGACUGACCGGAUCCACAGCCACUGCAUGCACAGCUGGUCCAUCAACGGGAGCAAGUCCUGUAAAAAAGACCAAACUGGUUUUGUCCAUGUUUGAAAGAUCGAGGUUUGGCUCCCACGUUCACACGCCAAAACCAAACCUCAAUGUCCAGAGAAAAAACGUUCCUCGGACACAAAGUAACCCUGGCUCUGCUGCUGCCACCACUUCCCAAUCUCCAUCUUCAUACAACCCUCCAUCUCCUCACCAUUCCCCAUCACCUCGCCAUUCCCCAUCUCCUCACCAUUCCCCAUCUCCUCACCAUUCCCCAUCUCCUCACCAUUCCCCAUCUCCUCACCAUUCCCCAUCUCCUCACCAUCCCCCAUCUCCUUGA